UCCACGUGCGCCACAGCCAUGGCGGCCCCCGUGCGGGUCGGGAGCGCGGCCCCGGUGCCCGCCAAAGCCCGAGGCCCCGCGCGGCACGUGGCACAGCAGAUCCCCGAGGAGAUCCUCGGGAACGCGGAGCUGCGGGAGGCGGCGGAGGCCCUGCCCCCCAACUACAACUUCGAGAUCCCCAAGACCAUCUGGCGCAUCCGGCAGGCUCAGGCCAAGAAGGUGGCCCUGCAGAUGCCGGAAGGGCUCCUCAUGUUCGCCUGCACCAUCGCUGACAUCAUUGAGCGAUUCACGGAUGCACAGGCGGUGGUGAUGGGCGACGUGACCUACGGCGCCUGCUGCGUGGACGACUACACGGCCCGGGCCCUGGGCGCUGACUUCCUGGUGCACUAUGGACACAGCUGCCUGAUUCCCAUCGACUCCACGCAGGGGCUGAAGAUGCUCUAUGUGUUCGUGGACAUAAAGAUCGAUGCAUCCCAUUUCCUUGAGACCAUUCGCUUCAACUUCGCAGCAGGCACCUCCCUGGCCCUGGUCAGCACCAUCCAGUUCGUUUCCACGGUGCAGGCAGUGUCACAGGAGCUGCGCUCCCAGUACAAGGUGUGUGUGCCCCAGUGUAAGCCGCUGUCCCCAGGAGAGAUCCUGGGCUGUACGUCACCCCGGCUUGCUCAGGACACAGAUGCCAUUGUGUAUUUGGGCGACGGCCGCUUCCACCUGGAGUCCAUCAUGAUUGCCAACCCUGGGAUACCUGCAUACAGGUACGAUCCCUACAGCAAAGUGUUCUCCCAGGAGCACUACAGCCACGAGCGCAUGCACCACGCCCGGCAGGACGCCAUCCGCACGGCCACCAGUGCCCGCUGCUGGGGCCUCAUCCUGGGCACGCUGGGGCGUCAGGGCUCCCCCAGAAUCCUGCAGCACUUGGAGUUGCGUCUCCGCGCCCUGGGCCGGCCCUACGUGCGGGUGCUGCUGUCUGAGAUCUUCCCCAGCAAGUUAAAGCUCUUCCCAGAGGUGGAUGUGUGGGUGCAGGUAGCCUGUCCCCGGCUCUCCAUCGACUGGGGAGAAGCCUUCAGCAAGCCACUGCUGACACCCUAUGAGGCUGCUGUGGCUCUCCAGGACGUCGAGUGGCAGCAGCCUUAUCCCAUGGACUUCUACGCCAGCCAGUCCCUGGGGCCUUGGACGGUGAACCACGGUGGCACACAGCCCCCGCGCCGCGGGCGGCCGGCACAGGGGAAGCCGCCCGCGCCCCCCGCCCCGCCCGAGGGUGGCGAGCAGCCGAGCACCGGAGGCCCCGCAGCCUCCUGAGUGCAGCC
Molecule: messenger RNA, 1304 nt
Organism: Corvus hawaiiensis (hawaiian crow)
Lineage: Eukaryota; Metazoa; Chordata; Aves; Passeriformes; Corvidae
Gene: DPH1
Product: diphthamide biosynthesis 1
Exons: 12
Coding region: 19-1296 (425 amino acids)
Biological process (GO): protein histidyl modification to diphthamide
Molecular function (GO): 2-(3-amino-3-carboxypropyl)histidine synthase activity
Source: RefSeq, a predicted model, not a curated record